AUGGAUAGAUUAUCUUCUCCUAUUGAUCUUGAUUAUUCGGAAGAUUUUAAAUGUGCAGCGCAUCCUUCGUAUUCUUCACAGGGUAAGAUUUUAUAUUUAAUACGAAUAAAAAAUAUAAUAUAUUUUGUCUUACUAGAUAUUCGAAGUAUCUCAUCAAUUAUUCCAUUUUCGGAAAUGCCUCAUUUGUCAAUCAAUGAUGGUGGAAAGGCGACAUGUUCUUUUGAUGAUGAAAUGGAGUUUUGUGGAUGGCAUAAUGCUCAAGAUACUGUUGUCAAAUUUUGGAAAGCAUACUUUGAUCAAAAUUUCGAUAUGGAUCGAUUUGAUUGUACAAGUGUUCGCAAAUUUGAUAUCGAUCGAACAUUUUUGUUAGCCGGUGGUGAACCAAUUUUAUCUCCACAAAAAGCGGCAAUUGAAACUGAAAUACCGUGUCAAUAUGGUGAUUCGGUGAUUCGAUUUGAUUUUUGGGCGAAUACUCUCAAUCCAAUUCUUCGUUUUUGUCUUUCACAUUCAGCUGAAAUAACAUGUCAAGAUAUUCUUCCAAUGCCAAAUCCUGUCAAUUUUUCAGUUCCAAUGACUGGUGAACCAAUAACUGUUCGAAUUGAAAUUGUUAAUUUACAAGAAAAUGAUAUUAUUUUAAUUGAUAAUCUCUAUUAUGAUGGACAAAUUUGCGAAGUUGUUGAGGAUGAAAAUGUUCCAAAACUUCUUCCAACUUUAUCUACCGUAUCAAUUCCUCAACUUAUAACUGGUUCACCUGAUACCGCAUUUUUUGAUGAUGAUACUUCAACAGAACAAACAACUUCGAAUGUUCAUUUUAGUGAACUUUCCCCGUGUUCUGCUUUGACUUGCAAUUUUAAUGAUGGAGAUUCUUGUUUUUAUGGUUUGAGUGGAAUUGGAAGCACAUCAUCUUGGCAAAUAUCAGAUAAACUUACUGGCAAUCGACAUACUGGAAUUCAACGUAUCAAUCUUGAUGAUCAGAAAAAAGGUAAAUCACAUUUUCAUAGACAUUUUCAGAAAUCUAUAUGUUAUUUCAGUUGGAUAUGCAUUUGUUGGAAGUGAUACUGAAUCAAAUAUUAAUAAUAAUUUUGUUAUGGAAUCUCCAAAAUUCACAAUGACACAAAAUAUUAUAGUCAGUUUUGACAUAUAUGUUCGAUCUAUUUCACCACAAUUGAAGGUAAUUAUUUUUCAAAAAAAAAAACGUCUUCACAUUAAAUUAUGUUUUUUUCAGGUCUGUAUUGAUAACUUUGAUGACUGCCAAUAUACUUCACCGCCUGUUCAGAAAAAUAAAUUCUGGCAUUCUUCGCAGAAUAUUACAAUUCCUGAGGGCUCCAAAAAAUUAUUUUUUGUAGUUCAGAAUGUUGGAAAACAUCAAUUUUUGGCGAUAGAUAAUAUAAAAUUGAAAACUAUUGAUGGUGAUAAUUUUUGUGAAUAA
This is a messenger RNA of Caenorhabditis angaria, 1429 nucleotides long. The record is from the annotation of a GenBank genome assembly. Lineage: Eukaryota; Metazoa; Nematoda; Chromadorea; Rhabditida; Rhabditidae.